This is a messenger RNA of Aspergillus melleus, 1374 nucleotides long. RefSeq names its product anoctamin family protein. Gene Ontology annotation, molecular function: chloride channel activity. Gene Ontology annotation, cellular component: cortical endoplasmic reticulum. Gene Ontology annotation, biological process: chloride transmembrane transport. The transcript has a single exon. NCBI's taxonomy places the organism in Eukaryota, Fungi, Ascomycota, Eurotiomycetes, Eurotiales, Aspergillaceae. The record is from RefSeq and is a predicted model, not a curated record. Bases 1 to 1374 code for a protein of 457 amino acids.
AUGCGUGUUUUCUCGGCCCACAAGCAGCUUCUUCGCCAGCUUUUGUUGAUCCCCUUUGCCACGGUCGCAAGUUUAGCACUCGGCACACUGAUCGUGGCCUCGUUUGCUUUGGAGGUUUUUAUUUCCGAGGUGUAUAAUGGUCCCUUCAAGAGCUACCUGGAGUUCCUGCCGACCGUGCUUUUCUCGCUUUCGUUGCCCUCAAUCACCAACGUGCUCACCCGAGUCGCCCUUCGGUUGACCAAGUACGAGAACUACCGCACCCAGGACCAAUACGACCUAGCCCAGACGUCAAAGACUUUUGUUAUGCACUUCAUCACGGCGUUCCUGCCUACUAUUCUGACGGCUUUUGUGUACGUCCCGUUUGGCGAACGCAUCUUGCCGUAUCUCGAUGUGUUCCGCGUACGAGGAGUGUCCAACACCUUGAACCCGUCGCAAGUGCACAUCGACACCUCUCGAUUGCAGCAGGAGGUCAUCUCGCUGUCUAUCACCGCACAGGCUCUCAACUUUGGCGAGGAGGUGGUGUUCCCCUACGUGAAACGUGUGCUAUUGCAGAAAUGGCGCGAUUACCGCGAAAAGCGAGAAACGGCAGGCCACGCCAGGAACCACUCGAAACAGACCGAUCGGUUGUUGGCGGAUUCGCCCGACGAGGCGAGUUUCCUCACGCGCGUUCGCAACGAGACCGAGGCGGACGAGUAUAACGUGCAUGAAGAUAUCCUGGAGAUGUGCGUUCAAUACGGGUAUCUGGCUCUGUUUGGCAUCUCGUGGCCUUUGGUGCCUUUAGGAUUCUUAGCAAAUAACUGGUUGGAAUUGCGUGGUGACUUCUUCAAAUUGAGUUUGGAGUGUCAGCGACCGCCGCCGAUCCGUGCCGACUCGAUAGGACCAUCGCUGCAAGGGUUGGAGCUCCUCACUUGGCUCGGAUGUUUGUCCACGGCCGCCAUCGUAUACCUGUACCGCGACGGAAUGCAAGAGGUGAACACUACCUACCUGCUGCUGUCCAUCCUGGUGGCAGAAUGGGCCUACCUGGUGGUGCGCUUCGCAGUGCACACGGGCUUGCAAAAGUUGACGGAGGGUAUCAAACGCCGGGAAUCGGCCAAACGGUAUGCAGUGCGCAAGGCGUAUCUGGAUACCUUCUCGGAAUGUGCAUCUCCACGCAGCAAGACCAAGGUGCGCUUCCAGGACCGUGUCAGCGUUUACACCACUGCCACCGACGUGAAGACGGGCUCCGAGGAAGCCCUACACGAGGAGCAAAAUGGCAAUGGGAAAUCGGAGAAAUUCUGGUCGUGGCCUCAGCAGGAGACAGCGGACGCAGGCGUUCGGCUGAUCAAGGCAUUGAGCUCGGAGAGUAAGCCAGUGAAAGAUGCGAAGGGGGCGUAG